Molecule: messenger RNA, 402 nt
Organism: Salvia hispanica
Lineage: Eukaryota; Viridiplantae; Streptophyta; Magnoliopsida; Lamiales; Lamiaceae
Source: RefSeq, a predicted model, not a curated record
AUGGCUCUUAAGCUUUUGAAUAUUUUGUCCAUCGUCCUUCUUCUUGUUGUGUUCCUACUUUCUGUCUCUUCUGGUACCAAGGGAAACAGCAUGGGUUUUGAGUUGGUAAAAGUCCCUACAGCCAAUACAAUCCAAUUAUUUGAUUCGGAAUUUCAUCUUCAAAGAUAUGGUUAUUACGAAUACGCACAACUCAACCUCGGUACCGGUGCUUCCGAAGACCAAAUUCUGGAAUUAGCUAUCAAAACUUAUCAAGGAAAUUUUGGCAUCAAACCCACGGGAAUAUUGGAUGAUCAAACCUUAUUGUCAAUGAUGGCGCCGAGAUGCGGCAAUCCCGAUAUUGACAUCGGCGUCAACUCCAUGAAUCCUCAUAACAGAAACCUCACUCACAGCCGCUCGAUAUGA